This is a messenger RNA of Fusarium coffeatum, 1506 nucleotides long. RefSeq lists its product as uncharacterized. The coding region runs from base 1 to 1506 and encodes 501 amino acids. The record is from RefSeq and is a predicted model, not a curated record. Lineage: Eukaryota; Fungi; Ascomycota; Sordariomycetes; Hypocreales; Nectriaceae. The transcript is spliced from 2 exons. Gene Ontology annotation, molecular function: oxidoreductase activity, acting on the aldehyde or oxo group of donors, NAD or NADP as acceptor.
AUGGCACCUUCAAUUGAACUCACUGCCCCUAACGGCGUAAAGUGGUCUCAGCCCACAGGCCUCUUCAUCAACAACGAAUUCGUCUCUUCAUCAAGCAACCAAACCCUCACAUCCAUUGACCCAGCCACCGAAAAUGAAAUCGCAACAGUCCAAGCCGCAGACGCUCAGGACAUCGACAAAGCCGUCAAAGCAGCAAAAGCAGCCAUGAAGUCCCCCGCAUGGCGCGAUUUGCCCGCCUCAGACAGAGGCUACCUCAUGGCCAAACUAGCAGACCUAAUCGAUUCCAAAAAGGAACUUUUUGCUACUAUUGAUGCGUGGGAUAAUGGAAAGACGUACAUUGAAACGCUCGAGAAUGAUCUUGUUGAGGCGGUGGGUGUUAUUCGUUAUUACUCUGGCUGGGCCGAUAAGACGUUCGGUCAGACUAUCAACACCACGCCUCAGAAAUUCGCGUACACGAUUCGUCAGCCUGUCGGUGUCGUUGCGCAGAUCAUUCCUUGGAAUUAUCCUCUUUCUAUGGCUACAUGGAAACUCGGUCCUGCGCUGGCUUGUGGAAAUGCAGUUGUCAUCAAGGCCGCCGAACAAACGCCCCUCAGUUUGUUAGUUCUUGGUGAACUCAUCAAAGAAGCCGGUUUCCCACCCGGAGUCGUCAACAUCGUCAACGGAUUGGGCAAAGACACUGGUGCAGCGCUUGUUCAGCAUCCUCUCGUCGACAAGAUUGCUUUCACAGGGUCUACAGCGACAGCUGCUAGCAUCAUGGGCGUUGCGGCAAAGACACUCAAGAACAUCACGCUCGAGACGGGCGGAAAGUCGCCUUUGCUUGUGUUUGAGGAUGCGGAGCUUGAGCAGGCUGUCAAGUGGUCGCAUUUCGGCAUCAUGUCGAAUCAAGGACAGAUUUGCACUGCCACGUCGCGCAUUCUUGUGCAAGAGUCCAUUUAUGAGUCGUUCAUUAAGCAAUUCAUUGAGACACUCAACACUGUGAGUAAGGUGGGCAACCAGUGGGACAAGGACACAUAUCAAGGUCCCCAAGUGUCCAAGGUGCAAUACGAGCGUAUCUUGGAGUAUAUCGACAUUGGCAAGAAAGAAGGCGCCACAGUCGCAGCCGGCGGUGGUCCUCUGAAGGUCGGCGACUCAGACAAGGGCUUCUACAUCUCCCCCACAGUCUUCACAGACGUGAAGCCCUCGAUGCGAGUCUUCCGCGAAGAAAUCUUCGGUCCAGUCGUUGUCAUCUCUACCUUCAAGACCGAAGAGGAAGCUAUUGAGUUAGCGAACGAUACAACAUACGGCUUGGGCGCUGCUGCAUUCACGACGAACCUUGAACGGGGACAUCGUGUUGCGGCUGCUAUUGAAGCUGGUAUGGUUUGGAUUAACAGUAGUCAGGAUUGUGAUCCUCGGGUGCCGUUUGGUGGUGUUAAGCAGAGUGGUAUUGGAAGGGAGCUUGGAGAGGCGGGAUUGGAGGCUUAUUCGCAGAUUAAGAGUGUUCAUGUGAAUAUGGGGAACAGACUAUAG